Messenger RNA from Danio rerio (zebrafish), 1455 nucleotides. NCBI's taxonomy places the organism in Eukaryota, Metazoa, Chordata, Actinopteri, Cypriniformes, Danionidae. The record is from RefSeq and is a predicted model, not a curated record.
UUUACCAAGCACAAAACCCACCAGACAGCACAGAAGAAAAAUACCAGAAAGAAAGAUUUCCUGUGUUAGACAUCAUGGCUACGAUUGUAGGAUGGCUGCCAACAUUGUUUCAGGCUCAACGUGUUGGGUGUCAGAAUCAAGCACAUGGACUUCCCAGAGGAGACCCUAAAAACACAGUGCCUGUUCCCUAUCAUGAGCCGCUGGAAAACACCAGCCACACCGUUCUCAAGCUUCAAGAGCCCGUUUCUCCAGCUCCCAAAGUCUUCUCUGUGUUCAUCAUUAAUGGCUCAAAGGGAAGCAGGAUUCCUGUGACCGUGACCAGCACUGACACCAUUGAGGAAAUGCUGCAAAAACACAACCUUCAAGCAAAUCCCAAUCUGAUCUUCAAUGGCAAACCGGUUCAGCUGUCCCAGAAGCUGUGUGACCUCCAGGUGAAGCCUGGCGCCACAUUCAUCACCUACCAGAAGUGCCAUGGAGGCUGAAAGAGACUUGAUUAAAAGACCAGGGCUUAGUGCUUUACUUUUCUCUCAGAUCUCUGUUUAGUUGUACUCUUAUGUUGUAGGCUGAAGUAUAUAGUCAAAGUGAAGUUUCUCAAACUCAUUUCGAGAGGAGCACGUGAUAUGACUGAUCACAGCUCGUCUCUCUUCUGUAAUCAUUAGUAAGCCAAUCAGAUUAAUCCAAACUCACUAUAAGUAGCCUGUCUAAAACUACUGCCUUAUCUUCGUUUUUCUGAAGAAACCCCCCAUCCACCCUAUCUCCCCCCUUUUUUCCUCCUUUACCAGGGGGAGCUCUUGAGAACCUGAUCUUGUAUCCCUUUACAUAGGCUCUGGGCUCAGUUAUCUCCGAGCUCAGGGUUCUCUCCUGGAACAGCAUGCCAAACCUGCUAUUAUUAUCAAGCAAUAUCUAAGUGUGAACUCUUGAAGUGAGUACUGUAGUAUGUUUCCUUGUCCUUAUGCUGUUAGCUGUCUUAUAUUACGUUUGCUGUGAUUUUUACUCCGUUUAAAUAAUCUGUAAUGCAGCACAAGCCCUGUUGAUGCAAACAAAGUGAUAUAAAGCAAAACAAAGCAAAUAGUGCCAAUGUUUAAGGAUGUGAGGGAUAGACGUUUUGUUAAAAUGUUUGGUUUAGGACUUGUGUACUUUAUUAGGGGGUUUACCAAAAGAAAUACCCAAAGUGUACGUUCAGGGAGAUACCAGGAUACACGUUUCAUUUUCACUUUUGAUUUUGAUAGAUCUGGAAUAAUACAAUAUGAAUUGAAUAUUAAUAACAUGUUUCAGUGUUAAAAAUACAUAAUAAUAUAUCAUAAAAAUAGUAAAGAAUUUCUAUUACUUUUUUUUUCAGAUGAUUUGUAAUUCUUGCUGUUCAGUCAAUAUAAACACCACUGUGAAUUGAUUGUGAAAUUUGUGAAACUGAGAUAUGACUUUCUGUUUCAAUAAACAUAAGCACUUAUCAUUUUG